AUGGUGAUGAAAAUGUUCUCCUUUCUACUGGGUUCAGUUCUUCUGGGCUUGGUUGGAGCUCCAGACUUGGAAUCCGUCCAAGUCCAGGUCCUCCAAGACCUCAAUAAGGCACUCCAAACGGAGCUCAAUGUGUUCAUCGAUUUUGAGUGUUCCGAGUGUUCCUCAGAGAUACUCCGCAAACUGGACACCCCGAGAGUUCUACUCUCUUCCAACUCGAGCCAAGCUAGAGAUCUUAGACUUCGAGGAAACUUCACGGAGAGAGCUCUAAUCAUUGUAAGUGUGAAGGAGUCUGGACCCGAACUGAAUCAACUGGUUGCCAUUCUCCUGCCACGAUUGUUGCACGAGCUCCAUGAGCUGCACAUAGUGUUCCUGGGCAAUGAAGAACCAGGAUUUGCGCAACAGAACCUCUACGCUUACUGCUUCAAGGAGGGAUUCGUGAAUGUGAUUCUGUUGAGGGGGAAGCGCUUGCACAGCUACCUACCGUAUCCGCGCAUUCAACCGAUGAGCCUAUCAAACGUAUCCGAGUAUUUGAAUCGCGCAAGGAUCAUUCGAAAUUUUCAAGGCUAUCCCGUGCGCACACUUCGAAGCACACUAGCUCCUCGGGACUUCGAGUACUUCAACGACCAGGGUGAUUUGGUGCGAGCAGGAUACUUGUUCACGGCGGUCAAGGAGCUGGCGUAUCGCUAUAACGCCACUAUCGAAAGUGUACCCAUACCCGACUUGCCGGAAUACGAAGUAUACACGGCUGUUUCUGAUAUGCUACGCACAAAAAGGCUCGACAUUGUUUGCUACUUCAAAGAUUUCAACUUGAACGUGGCCUACACAGCACCACUUUCGAUUAUCGACGAGUACUUCAUGGCUCCCCACGCCCGUCCGAUCUCCAGUUAUCUGUACUACUCGAAACCCUUCGCCUGGACCCUUUGGGUGGUCGUGAUUUCGACUGUACUGUAUGGAACCCUGAUGCUGCAUCUGACCGCGCGACGGGCACGAAUCGAGAUUGGCACGUGCCUGCUGUACAGCCUCAGCCACAUCCUGUACAACUGCCACCAGAGAAUCAGAGUUGCGGGCUGGAGGGACAUGGCUAUCCAUGCCAUUCUAACGAUCGGAGGCUUCAUACUGACCAACGUCUACUUGGCCACGCUCUCCAGCAUCCUCACAUCCGGGCUGUACGACGAGGAGUACAACACGCUGGAAGAUCUGGUCAGGGCUCCCUACCCCAGUCUGCACGACGAUUACUACAAGAGUCAGAUGCAGAAGAAAACCUUCCUACCCGAGCGCUUUCGCAUGAACAGCAUGACUUUGAACGCCACCCUACUGAAUGCGUACCGAGAUGGCCUCAACCAGAGCUACAUCUACAUGUUGUACGAGGAUCGCCUGGAGCUGAUCCUGAUGCAGCAGUACCUGCUGAAGACGCCGCGCUUCAACAUGAUUCGCCAGGGCGUGGGGUACACCCUCGAGUCCUACUGUGUGUCCACGAGCUUGCCGUACUUGGAGCUGACCAGCGAGUUCAUGAGGCGCCUGCAGGAGCACGGCAUCACCAUCAAAAUUAAGGCGGACACUUUCCGGGAGCUUAUCCAGCAGGGAAUCUACACCCUGAUGCGGGAUGAUGAACCUCCGGCUAAGGCAUUCGACCUGGACUAUUACUUGUUCGCCUUUGUUUUGUGGGCUGCGGGAUUGGGUUUGUCUCUGCUAGUUUUUUUCGUGGAGUUCGUAAGCAGUUGCUUACCUCGUUAA
Molecule: messenger RNA, 1734 nt
Organism: Drosophila erecta
Lineage: Eukaryota; Metazoa; Arthropoda; Insecta; Diptera; Drosophilidae
Gene: Ir60e
Exons: 1
Coding region: 1-1734 (577 amino acids)
Source: RefSeq, a predicted model, not a curated record